Molecule: messenger RNA, 1725 nt
Organism: Ascoidea rubescens DSM 1968
Lineage: Eukaryota; Fungi; Ascomycota; Saccharomycetes; Ascoideales; Ascoideaceae
Product: 2-isopropylmalate synthase
Exons: 1
Coding region: 1-1725 (574 amino acids)
Biological process (GO): L-leucine biosynthetic process
Cellular component (GO): mitochondrion
Molecular function (GO): 2-isopropylmalate synthase activity
Source: RefSeq, a predicted model, not a curated record
AUGCUAAAAGACCCUUCCAUAAAAUAUAAAGCCUUUCAAGCCAUAAAAUUUCCCCAAAGAACUUGGCCUGAGAAAUCCAUCGCACAACCACCUCGAUGGUUGUCCACAGAUCUCCGUGACGGGAACCAAUCAUUGCCGGAUCCUAUGGGUAUCGAAGAAAAACAGGAGUACUUUCAAAUGUUGCUCCUGUUGGGCUUUAAGGAAAUUGAGGUUGCAUUUCCUUCGGCCUCAAAAACAGAUUUUGAUUUCACUAGAUAUGCAGUUGAAAACUGUCCCGAUGAUGUUACUAUCCAGGUUUUAACCCAAUCCAGAGAGCACUUGAUUAGAAGAACUGUUGAAUCAUUAAGAGGUGCUAAAAAUGCUAUUCUCCACAUAUAUUUAGCAACAUCAGAUUUGUUCAGGGAUGUUGUUUUCAAUAUGUCGCAAAAAGUGGCCAUAGAAAAGGCGGUGGAAGCAAUUAAAUUAGUCAGAUCAUUAACCAAAGAUGAUCCAAGUCAAAGUGGAACCAACUGGACGUUGGAAUUUUCUCCCGAAACAUUUAGUGAUACCCCAGAGGAAUUCGCCGUUGAAAUUUGCGAAGCAGUUAAAAGUGUGUGGGAACCAAGUGUUGAGAACCCUAUUAUUUUCAAUUUGCCUGCCACAGUUGAAAUGUCAACACCAAAUGUCUAUGCGGAUCAAAUUGAAUAUUUUUGCACACACAUAAGUGAGCGUGAAAAGGUUUGCGUUUCAUUGCACUGCCAUAACGAUCGUGGAUGUGCUGUUGCAGCAACAGAAUUGGGAUUGUUAGCGGGCGCUGACCGAGUGGAAGGAUGUAUCUUUGGAAAUGGUGAAAGAACAGGAAAUGUUGACAUAGUAACAGUGGCGUUGAACAUGUAUACCCAGGGCAUCUAUCCAAAUUUGGAUUUUUCGGAUUUGAAAUCUGUAAUGCAGGUGGUUGAGAGAUGCAAUAAAAUACCAGUGCCGGAAAGAGCACCCUACGGUGGAGAAUUGGUUGUUUGUGCUUUCAGUGGCAGUCAUCAAGAUGCCAUCAAAAAGGGAUUUGCCAGUCAAGAAAAGAGAUGGAAAGCUGGAGAUAAAACGUGGAAGAUUCCCUAUUUGCCUUUAGACCCAAGGGAUAUAGGGCGAGACUAUGAGGCUGUGAUCAGGGUUAAUUCUCAGUCUGGUAAAGGUGGAGCCGCCUGGGUUAUUUUGAAAAAAUUGGGAUUAGAUCUUCCAAGACAGUUGCAAAUUGUCUUCUCGACAUUGGUUCAAAAUCAAACCGACAAACACGGAAGAGAGUUGAAAGCCUUUGAAAUUGUGAAUUUGUUCAACAAAGAGUACUACGUUGACCAACAAAGCAAGCCAGUUUAUAUUGAAGAUUUUUCAAUUGCCAAAGGAAACAAGGAAGAGAGAUCGUUGGAAGCUGAACUCAUAAUACAGGGCAAAUCAGUGUUCAUCAAUGGUAAGGGCAAUGGGCCUAUCUCGUCCUUUGUAGAUGCAGUAUCGAAGUAUUUUGAUUUGCACUUGGAGGUGCUCAAUUACAACGAGCACACCUUGUCCGCUGGGAAGAAAUCCAAGGCUGCUGCGUUCAUUGAACUAAGCUUUAAGAACAAAAACAACGAGUCUCGAAAGAAAUGGGGAGUUGGCAUCCACGAGGACGUUUCAUUGGCUCCCAUGUUGGCCAUCACCUCUGUUUUAAACUCGAUGGUCGACAUUGGCGAGAUAGUUUUGUUGAAGAGCGAAUGA